AUGAGUAUCUUUGACAGAAGAAGAUCAUAAAAUUAGGAAAGAAAGCGAUCAUCCUCAAAAGACUCACUCGAUCAAAUUAAAAUUGUUAAGAAUCAUAAAGAGAGCACAAACUCCUCAAAGACAAAGCAAAAAUAAGAGAGAAAAAUAACGGAAGAGGAAAAAAAAUCCACUCAAAGCGCCUCGAAGCAAGACAAAAAAUAAGUGUCAUCUUCACCAUUAAAUAAAUCAGAAUCAAGUUCAGCAAGGCAGAGAAAAACGUAUAGGGAAUACAUAGAGGAUCAUUUCGAUGAGCUAUUUAAGAAGAAAGCUCCAUUCAAAAAGAAGAAAUCUUCAGCAGCAAAAAAGAGUGGUAAAGACCGAAAUAGCCAUCAUAGCAGUCACAAAUAUAGUCAUCGCAAUCGAGAUGACACUUACGACAAAGAUCAUCAUCAUAAAUCCAAUCAUGCCUCUUCAAUAAGUCACAGAUCUAAAAAGAUAUCUGGAAGAAGAGAUUAACAUCAUAAGAGUAAGCAAUCAAAGGAGACACACAACAAAAAGCAGGUAAGCUAGAGAGAUGAAAAGUCGUAGAAAGAUCGUAAAUAAGAGAAGAGUUUUAAGGAGAAGUAAAGAGAACAAGAUUUACUCAAUAAUACUAAGGCAUAGAAGAUUAUCGAAGAGAUGAAGAACCAAAGUGCUUAAGAUAAGGAGAUGAUAGAUUUAGAUUCAUCUCCAGCUGUAUAGAAAAUCCAACAGCAUGAAAACUUUGAGGUAAAGUACUAGGAAAAAAUAAAAUCUAUUCCAAAGAUAUUAAGAUCAUGGCCAUAAGACCCUAAAAAGGACGGAUUCUCUUUGAAUUCAAAUGAGUAUAUUCCAAACUUGGAAGUCUUUGACUUUGCUUAAGUCGACUUGAUUAACAGAGUGGUUUCAAUGUGCCAAGGCUGGUCUGCUUUAAUUACUGAAAAUGAUGUUACAAUGCUUGGACCUGACUUUAGAACAUUCACAACUUAUGACUCUUCUAAUAUUAUUUCUGUGUAGGAAUGCUCGGAGCGCAAUGAAAAGCAAGGUAAACAGCACUUGGUUGCUUUUAUUUAGCCUAAAAUAAUUGAAGUGUUUAAGUGCAAAGGCUAUCGUUACAACUAUAUGACUUAGCAUUACAAGAUAUUCAUUGAUACAUUCUGGAUUAAUCUAGUCCAGGUUUUCAACAACAAGUUUGAAUUUGCUUUUGUGAGUUAGCUUCAACAGCAAAAGAUUCAAAUCUUUAAUUGGAAAGAUUUCAAGAUUCCUCAUUAGAAAGUGUAUAUGCUAGAAAUGAGUGAGAGAUCAGGUUAGCUGAAAGAUAAUGCUAUAGCUGAUUUGAAGUACUCAGACAAGAUGCUGAUUGCAAUGACUUAAAGAAACUACUUUUAUUUCUACCUGAAAAUUGAUAAGCAAAGUUUUGACGUUGAACUGCAGUAUAAGAUCAGGAUAACUAAUUUCUAGGCUGAAAAUGUGAGAAUGAACAUUCAAGACAUAAGAAUACUUUAUUAGAAAGUCAUAAUUAUUCUGAACACAAAUGAUUCUUACUUAUAUCAAUUCAAGAUCAUCUAUGAUGAGGAUGGUAAUGCCAAGAAAGUUCAAUAUAUUAACAAACUACUCUACUCUAUAUAUGAAUUGCAUGAGGAAGAGGGCUAAAUAUCGCAAUAUAAUGACGGUUCAUUAGAUUUGACAAGGUAAAUGUAGAAAGUGUGCUUAAGCGAUGAGGUAACUGAUCUGAAUCCUAAAAGAUUCAUUAUUGAUUCGUAUCUCUCUCUUAUUGUUAUUUAUGAUAGUACUGACAUUUACAUUACUAGUUUUGAGGCUUUUGGUAAAGGUAUUAUUAAUAAAUAUAACGUAGGCUAUGCUUAAUGUAAAUCAAAUAUGAUUACACUGCUAAGAGAUACAGAUAAAAUGAGAUUACUAUUUGGACAUGAAGGAGGUAUGAUUUUAAACUGGAAUAUUUUAUUAUGA
Messenger RNA from Stylonychia lemnae, 1965 nucleotides. The record is from the annotation of a GenBank genome assembly. NCBI's taxonomy places the organism in Eukaryota, Ciliophora, Spirotrichea, Sporadotrichida, Oxytrichidae.